AGCAAGAAGUACCUUGCCGGCCUGAGGCAUGGCGUUCCCAGCCCGACUCAUACAGGCGUUCCUGUUGGCCGUGCUGGUGGUCACAGCAGCAGGGGUCCAGUCCAAGAGCCUGCUAAGUCUGCUCACCUCGGGACAGGAUGCUCUGGAUCGCCAGGCACUGGACGGCCUGUUAAAUACGCUGGCGGCCCGUGUGCACUGCACCGACGGGCCGUGUGAAAAGUGUUUGUCUGUGGAGGAUGUCUUGGCCCUAGGCGGAACCGACAGGUCUCGGCGUGCCCCAGAACCUGACCUGGAGUCCAGUUACAUUGGCCACCUUAGUGCUGCUGCUGUUCUCUACCUUAGUAACCCAGAGAAAACAUGCAAAGAUAUCGUCCAAGCUGGCCUCUUGGCCUCCCAUGUGGACGAGUACCUGGCCACACUGGAGAGUCCAGAGGCCAUGACCCUGGGUCUGAGCCAGCUACUGCAGAAGAUUGAGGCCCGCGCUGCCAGCCGGCCCACCGGGGAGGAGACCUGUGUAGAUGUUUCCCAACUGUUGGAGGAGGCUGACAAAGCAGGAGUUUUCAGAAGCCCAGGCCUGGUCCUGACUGCCUUGCUGGAUCACGUCCUAAAUGGGUCCUGCUUCCAAGGCCUGCCAAGCCCUCAGUACUUUGUGGAUUUUGUGUUCCGGCAACACAGCAGCGAGGCUCCCAAUAUCACACUAUCUGAACUGGAGGUUUUGAUGCAUCACCUUGGGUUGAGUGGAGAGGACCACAGCCACCAGGAUGAGGACCACAGCAGUCACCACGAUGAGGACCACAGCCACCACCAUGAGGAUUACAGCCACCAUGAUCAUGAGGACCACAGUCAUCUGGACAGGGGAGCCAGCCACCGAGCCUCAGAGCACUAUGCUAUCCCCAACAGCAGCUCUAGUGUAUGGGACACGGUGUGCCUUAGUGCCAAAGAUGUAAUGGCUGUGUAUGGGAUAUCUGAACAGGCUGGGGUGAGCCCUCAAGCCUGGGCUCAACUGACCCCAGCCUUGGUCCAGCAGCAGCUAAGUGGAGCCUGCAGCCGUCACACCAGUGUCCAUAUUCAGGACAAGCUCAGCCAAGCAGAGAGGUAUCUAUAUGGCUCUCUGGCUACACUCAUCAUCUGCCUCUGCGCUGUGUUCGGCCUUUUGCUGCUGACCUGUGCCAGAUGCAGCAGAGUCACCCACUACGUCAUGCAGACCUUCCUGAGCUUGGCGGUGGGUGCCCUCACAGGAGAUGCGCUCCUGCACCUGAUACCGAAGGUGCUGGGACUGCACACACACGGUGGAGAGGGUCACACCCACGAGGAGUCGGGCAUUGGUGCACAGGCCACCUGGCGCCUGCUGGCCGUUCUUGGAGGCUUCUACAUCUUCUUCCUGUUUGAGAGCUUCUUCAACCUCCUUUUGCCCAGGGACCAGGAUCCUGAGAAGGAUGGGCCUUGUAGCCACGGUGGACACAGCCAUGGAGUAUCGCUGCAGCUGGCAUCUAGCGAGCUCUGGCAGUCCAAACCGUCUCAUGAGAGCUCCCGCACAGACUUGGUGACAGAGGAGAGCCCAGAACUCUUGAACCCGGAGUCCCAGAGACUGAGAGGAGAGCUGAGGCUGUUGCCCUAUCUGAUCACGCUGGGUGACGCGGUACACAACUUCGCUGAUGGGCUCGCUGUGGGCGCAGCCUUUGCAUCCUCGUGGAAGACUGGACUGGCCACUUCAUUGGCAGUGUUCUGCCAUGAGCUGCCUCACGAACUGGGGGACUUCGCUGCUCUGCUGCACGCCGGGCUGACUGUGAGGCGUGCGCUUUUGCUGAACCUGGCCUCAGCACUCACGGCAUUCGCUGGACUCUACGUGGCUCUCGCAGUCGGAGUAGGCGAGGAGGGCGAGGCUUGGAUUCUGGCGGUAGCCACCGGCCUCUUCCUUUAUGUGGCGCUUUGUGACAUGCUCCCAGCCAUGAUGAAUGUGCGGGACCAGCGGCCGUGGCUUCUUUUCCUGCUCCACAAUGUGGGUCUGCUGAUCGGCUGGACCAUCCUGCUGCUGCUGUCAUUGUAUGAAGACAGCAUCACCUUCUGACAGCUGUAUCUCAUCCCCGCCCUCGUCCCUGUCUGAUUCUGCUUUAUCUUCUUAAGCCAGCUAACUUGUGGAUCCACUGGGUAACCAGAGGGUUCAGGCCUCUGUCCGCAAGCUCACUCUAGACCUCAAUAAAGGCUUUUUGUCCAUCAA
Messenger RNA from Acomys russatus (golden spiny mouse), 2218 nucleotides. It is a transcript of the gene Slc39a4, whose product is annotated as solute carrier family 39 member 4. Lineage: Eukaryota; Metazoa; Chordata; Mammalia; Rodentia; Muridae. Bases 29 to 2068 code for a protein of 679 amino acids. Gene Ontology annotation, cellular component: membrane. Gene Ontology annotation, biological process: intracellular zinc ion homeostasis; zinc ion import across plasma membrane. The transcript has 12 exons. Gene Ontology annotation, molecular function: zinc ion transmembrane transporter activity. The record is from RefSeq and is a predicted model, not a curated record.